UUCUUGUCUUUGCUUGUCAAAGUUAAGAGACCAAAGACAGAAAUAACAAUGUUGAUUAUAUGAGUUGAGUUGUCAAUAAUCAGAAAAUGGCCGCGAAACAGAGUUCAUUGGAACAGGAAGGACAAGCAGCAUCUGAUGAUAUUCCUUUGGCAUCCUUGGAAGAAAGUUUACUGAGCUUGGAGAAGUUAGAUCGUGCUUCACCCGAAUUAUGGCCAGAACAAAUUCCAGGUGUAUCUGAGUUUGCGCCCGUGCAGUCGGGUAAUCAAUCUCCCCCCUCAUGGAAUAAGGGUCUGACUGUUUCAGAUGUUAAUUACAUGCAACAACUCAGUACUCUGUCCACAAGUGUCUUCAUAAUGGAAGUGAAACAACUUCAUGAUCUUGCUUACCAACUAGGACUAGAAGAGGCAAAAGAAAUGACGAGGGGAAAAUAUCUAAACAUAUUCUCAUCUAGACGGCAAAAGUAGUCAGUUUGGCACUGCUAAGUAUAAAAUAAUACAGCAUCUGAUAUGUGUCAUAAAAUGUCAUAUAGAAACAUGAUUUCUGGCAGACAAAGACUACUAAAAAUCAUCAUCUAAUAAUGUAGAUGCUUUUUAAUGCCUCUUUACUGUGAUUGGAAUAGAAACACUAUUAUAAUUUUUAAUAUAUUGUAAAUUUUAUUAUAACAUACAUGUACCCUACAACUUUGUUUUCUU
This is a messenger RNA of Amyelois transitella, 692 nucleotides long. It is a transcript of the gene lin-52, whose product is annotated as protein lin-52 homolog. NCBI's taxonomy places the organism in Eukaryota, Metazoa, Arthropoda, Insecta, Lepidoptera, Pyralidae. The record is from RefSeq and is a predicted model, not a curated record. The transcript has 4 exons. Bases 87 to 464 code for a protein of 125 amino acids. Gene Ontology annotation, biological process: regulation of DNA-templated transcription. Gene Ontology annotation, cellular component: DRM complex.